Messenger RNA from Macrosteles quadrilineatus (aster leafhopper), 2649 nucleotides. Its product is annotated as 52 kDa repressor of the inhibitor of the protein kinase-like. The coding region runs from base 1 to 2649 and encodes 882 amino acids. NCBI's taxonomy places the organism in Eukaryota, Metazoa, Arthropoda, Insecta, Hemiptera, Cicadellidae. Gene Ontology annotation, molecular function: protein dimerization activity. The transcript has a single exon. The record is from RefSeq and is a predicted model, not a curated record.
AUGGGUCCAAAGAAGAAACUUUCUGGAUGUCAGUUUAAGAACAUCCGAAAAGAAAAACAAAAAGAGGACAAGAAGCUAGCAUCAGCACUUGGUGGCUGGCUUUUAAAUGAAAAUAAAGAAAUGGGAAAAAAAGAUACACCUUCUCAAAUACAAGAAGAAGUUAAAGAAGAAGACAUCAAAAAUAAUGAAGGCGAAGAAGAAGAAUGCAGCAUGAUACCUUUAUCAGAAGAAGGUGACGACGACGACAACCGCAGCUACAUAACUCCAACAAUACCAAUGGACGUUGACACAAACCUCGCUACUUUAGAAGAAGACUGUGGUCCUCAGCUGGAACCAUUCACAAAGAAUGAACGUUUGCGUGCUGCUGUUGAGGAAGAGGAAGGGUGUAGUUGUACGCCUACAAAUGAAGGCAAAGAAAUUGAAAUAAUCUACGACGACCCCAAGCAAUGGCCUGAAAAUUUUCGAUCUGAUGCAGUACGUUGUAAACUUGUUGAACGAGGUCCUCAAACUGUUGACUUAAAAAGCUUUAAAUUUCCCUGUACAGAUGAUGGAAGGCACUUUUCCCGCAAUUGGUUUUUUAAAACUAUAAGAAAUGGUGAAACUGUACAAAGGCAAUGGUUGUUGUAUAGCCAAUCUAAGGAUACACUGUUUUGCUUCCCUUGUCUUUUAUUUAAAGACGAUAAGUCAGCUUUCUCGGAUGUAGAAAAGGGGUUUAAUGAUUGGAAACACCUCAAUCCAACACUUCACAAUCACGAAAUUUCAGCAUCUCACCUACAAGCAUAUGGCGAUUGGAAAGAACUAGCUACCCGAUUGCAAACUGGGCGUACAAUUGACGCAGAGAACCAAAAAUGCAUAAAAGCAGAAGCUGAAAAGUGGCGCAGUGUUCUCAAGUGUAUCGUAGAUGUAAUUCUUCAUUGUGCCAGGAAUAACUUACCAUUGAGAGGGGGUUCUGACUCUAUAAAUGACAAAAACUGUGGUGUAUUUUUAAGUACUCUGGAACUCAUCAGUCACUACAAUCCUCAGCUAAAUGAGCAUAUAGCUAAUGUAAAAAGUGGAAAAUAUGUCCCAAGCUAUUUCUCUCCAAAGAUACAGAACGAGGUUAUUGAGAUUUUAGGUAAAAAGGUUAGGUCUGAAAUAUUGCAAGAUAUCAAAAAUGCCAAGUACUUCUCAAUUAUGUUUGACUGCACCCCGGAUACAGCACGUUUAGAGCAGACGAGUCAAAUAAUUAGAUAUGUAAAAAUUGUGGAUGGAGAGUGUGUAAUAGAAGAAAGCUUUGUUGACUUUAUCAUAAGUCAUCAGAAAACUGGAAGAGGUUUAUCUGAAGAAAUAUUGGACAAGCUGAUGAACGACGGCUUAGAUAUCCAGAACUGUCGGGGGCAAGGCUUCGAUAACGGUGCAAAUAUGGCUGGAAAAUAUGAAGGUGUCCAAGCUCAUAUAUGCCAGCUGAACGACCUUGCCAAAUUUAUUCCUUGUUCAGCUCAUAGCUUGAACCUAGUUGGCGUGCACGCAGCAGAAGUGUCAGUUCUAAUGAUGAAUUUUUUUGGAAAAGUGUUGGAGUUUUUUAAUUUCUUUAGUAGUUCUACAAUACGUUGGGAAGCCUUACUUGAUUGUGUAAAAACUACCCUGAAGAGACAUUGUGAGACAAGAUGGUCUUCUAGACGACAAGCCGUUACAGCACUGCAGAAGAACUUGCCAUCAGUAUUUAAGGUGCUACAAAACAUGGCCGAUAGAAGCAACAAUUGGAACUCUGACACUACAUGUGGUGCUACAAACCUGUUAAGACAAAUUGAUUUCGAAUUUGUAUGCCUCCUAGAGAUUUGGACUGAUGUGUUGAUCAGUUUGGACUGUACCAACAAAUCACUACAAGGAAAGACUGUCACUCUUGAUGUAGCAUCAAGUUUACUAUCUGGCUUGGCAAAACAGAUUCAACAUCUACGAGAACAAGGUGUACAAAAGUACAUAGACAAUGCCAAACUAAUCUGUACUUCUAUGUCCAUCGACAGCAGUUUUGCCGAAAAACGACUAAGAAGGGUCAAGAAAAUGUCUGGGGAGAUGGCUGAAGAUGAAGCGCAUUUAAUUAGCUCUGAAAAAAUCUUUGAAAGAGAGUGCUACUCUGUAUUUGACAAACUUAUGAGUGAAAUGGAUAACAGAUCCCAUAUUUAUCACAACAUUUCUUCUGACUUCAGUUUCUUGUCUGGCAAAUCUUUAAGUAGGAACUCUGUAUGUGACCUUCAAAAAUGUGCAGCGGACUUGGGUGUCAAAUACAGCAGAGACAUUGACACUUUUGAACUAGUAAAUGAAGUAGCUGCUUUUAAGUUCCAGGCAAAAGAGCUUGUAAAAGACUUGGAGAAGGCAUCUCACUUGGAUCUCUUAAAGGCCAUUUCAAAAUACGAGUUGAAAGAUGCUUAUCCAAAUGUAGAAAUAUCCUUACGGAUAUUUUUAACGAUGCCUGUCAGUGUUGCAUCUUGCGAGCGUAGUUUCAGCAAGCUCAAGAUAAUUAAAAACUACUUGAGAUCGAGCAUGUGCGAAACUCGACUGACAAAUUUGGCAAUUUUAUCAAUCGAGUAUGACAGAGCAUCCAAAAUUGAUUUCAAUGAAGUAAUCAAUAAGUUUGCUCUCGUUAAAGCAAGGAAAGUGCAAUUAUUGUAA